UAGCCAUCGUCUGUCUCCGUCUCCAUCUCAUAGAUUCCUUACUCCUCUGGUCCUCUCUCUGUUGGUGUAUAGAGGGAAUCUGCGGCUAGAUCUCAGGAAUCAUGGCGGCUGUUGAUGUAGAGGCAUGGGCAGCGCGGUUAGGGGUCGAUUUAUCUCAGGUCGAUCUCGAUUCUGUCCGUCUUCCUCCCGGGGAGGACUUUGGCAUUGUCAGUGAUGACGAGGAUGUUUACAAGGACGAUCAACUGGAAUUCGACACUGGGUUUGGUAACAUCAUCGUGGUUGAUCACCUCCCUGUAGUUCCGAAGGAGAAGUUUGAGAAGCUGGAAGGUGUUGUACGUAAAAUAUACAAUCAGCUAGGCGUAAUCAAGGAAGAUGGAAUUUGGAUGCCUAUUGAUCCCGAUACCAAGAUGACAUUGGGCUAUUGUUUUAUUGAGUUUAAUACUCCUGAGGAAGCUAAGAAUGCUAAGGAUAAGACUCAUGGCUACAAGUUGGACCGGUCUCACAUUUUUGCAGUGAAUAUGUUUGAUGAUAUUGACAGGUUGAUGAAAGUUGAAGAGAAGUGGUCUGCGCCUGAAACCAAACCUUACAUGCCUGGGGAGAAUCUGCAGAAGUGGCUCACUGAUGAAAAGGCCCGGGAUCAGUUUGUCAUUCGAUCUGGUGCUGAUACUGAGGUCUUAUGGAAUGACGCUAGACAUUUGAAACCUGAACCUGUUCAUAAGCGUACUUACUGGACGGAGAGUUUUGUGCAAUGGUCUCCUCUGGGUACAUACUUGGUCACACUUCACAAGCAGGGUGCUGCUGUUUGGGGUGGUGCUACAACUUUCAACCGUCUCAUGCGCUAUCAGCAUCCUCUGGUAAAACUCGUUGAUUUCUCCCCGGGUGAGAAAUACUUGGUAACCUACAGUAGCCAGGAACCAAGCAACCCUCGGGAUGCAAAUAAAGUUGAUAUAAAAAUCUUUGACGUGAGAACUGGAAGACUGAUGAGAGAAUUCAAAGGAAGUGCUGAUGAUUUGGCUAUUGGAGGAGCUGGUGGUGUUGCCGGUGUCUCGUGGCCUGUUUUCAGAUGGGCUGGUGGGAAAGAAGACAAAUACUUUGCCAAGCUCGGAAAAGGCAUGAUCUCUGUCUAUGAGACCGAGACUUUCAGCCUCAUUGACAAGAAAUCCAUGAAGGUUGAUAACAUUGUGGACUUCAGUUGGUCGCCUACUGAUCCCAUCUUUGCACUCUUUGUCCCGGAACUUGGUGGUGGCAACCAACCUGCCAGGGUCUCUCUUGUCCAAAUCCCUGGCAAGGAGGAGCUGAGACAGAAGAAUCUUUUCAGUGUUAGCGACUGCAAAAUGUACUGGCAGGGCAAUGGGGAGUAUCUUGCCGUUAAGGUCGAUCGGUAUACAAAAACUAAAAAGAGCACGUACACUGGAUUCGAGCUUUUCCGCAUCAAAGAAAGGGAUAUUCCCAUCGAGGUUCUUGAGCUGGACAACAAGAACGAUAAGAUUAUAGCCUUUGCCUGGGAGCCAAAGGGUCACAGAUUCGCUGUCAUUCAUGGCGACAGUCCAAGGCCGGAUGUCAGCUUCUAUUCUAUGCGCUCCGCAACCAACACAGGAAAGAUUUCGAAGCUCACUACUCUCAAGGGCAAGCAAGCUAAUGCCCUCUUCUGGUCACCAACUGGCAAAUACAUUAUUCUCGCUGGGUUGAAAGGCUUCAAUGGCCAGCUUGAAUUCUACAACGUGGAUGAGCUCGAGACUAUGGCCACAGCUGAACACUUCAUGGCCACCGAUAUCGAAUGGGACCCAACUGGAAGGUAUGUUGCAACCGCGGUGACAUCGGUCCACGAGAUGGAGAAUGGAUUUAACAUAUGGUCCUUCAACGGAAAGUUGCUUUACCGGAUACUGAAGGAUCAUUUCUUCCAGUAUUCGUGGCGCCCGAGGCCGCCAUCCUUCCUGUCACCGGAGAAGGAAGAAGAGAUAGCGAAGAACCUGAAGAAAUACAGCAAGAAGUACGAGGCGGAGGAUCAGGAUGUGUCGUUGCUGUUGAGCGAGCAAGACAGGGAGAAGAGGAGAGGGCUGAAGGAGGAGUGGGAGAAAUGGGUGAAGGAGUGGAAGAAGCUCCACGAGGAAGAGAAGGUCGAGAGGCAAAAUCUUCGGGACGGGGAAGAGAGCGACGAGGAGGAAGAGUACGAGGCCAAAGAAGUCGAGGUCGAGGAAGUUAUCGAUGUCUCCGAGGAAGUUGUUGCUUUCGAUUACAGCCAGGAUUGAGUUUUUGCCCUUCAUUUCCUUUCCUCUUCCUCUUCUUCUUCCUGAAUCUUAGGAUUAUCUUCUUCGGAUCUUGAAGAUGUUAUCUUUUUUUUUUUGCGUUUUCUCAAGGUUUUGGAGAGAAUUGUGUUCUAUUUAUAUAAUGUAUCCUUCUGGAGAUUUUUUUUUUAUU
Molecule: messenger RNA, 2418 nt
Organism: Tarenaya hassleriana
Lineage: Eukaryota; Viridiplantae; Streptophyta; Magnoliopsida; Brassicales; Cleomaceae
Product: eukaryotic translation initiation factor 3 subunit B
Exons: 11
Coding region: 102-2249 (715 amino acids)
Biological process (GO): translational initiation
Cellular component (GO): eukaryotic translation initiation factor 3 complex
Molecular function (GO): RNA binding; translation initiation factor binding; translation initiation factor activity
Source: RefSeq, a predicted model, not a curated record